Megalobrama amblycephala (Wuchang bream) is the source of this 1998-nucleotide messenger RNA. Its product is annotated as C3a anaphylatoxin chemotactic receptor-like. Gene Ontology annotation, molecular function: complement component C5a receptor activity; G protein-coupled receptor activity. The record is from RefSeq and is a predicted model, not a curated record. NCBI's taxonomy places the organism in Eukaryota, Metazoa, Chordata, Actinopteri, Cypriniformes, Xenocyprididae. Gene Ontology annotation, cellular component: plasma membrane. Gene Ontology annotation, biological process: positive regulation of cytosolic calcium ion concentration; phospholipase C-activating G protein-coupled receptor signaling pathway; complement receptor mediated signaling pathway.
UUGGUCGUCUUCAGCCUGACGUUUCUCCUUGGAGUUCCUGGAAACAUCUUUGUUGUGUACAUUGCUGGAAUGAAGAUGAAGAGGACCGUUAAUACAAUAUGGUUUCUCAAUCUAGCGACAGCUGACCUCCUGUGCUGCCUUUCCGUACCGUUCAGUAUGGCUGAGAUCCUUCUUGACCGUCACUGGCCGUAUGGAUCCGUCAUGUGCAAGAUUCUCCCCUCUGUUAUAGUUAUUAACAUGUUUGCCAGUGUUUUCACCUUGAACUUGAUUAGUCUAGAUAGGUUCACCCAGGUGAUCACACCGGUUUGGGCUCAAAAUCAUCGCAACUUGUUUCUUGCACGGCUGUCCUGUGUAGUGGCCUGGGUUCUGGCUUUGGUGCUCAGCUUGCCCUUUAUGAUAUUAAGACAUACUUUCAUUGAUGAGGAUUUCAACACCACACAUUGCACGUUACAUCUGAUGAAGAAGACUGCGUCAACAUCUGGAUUGUUGAGUAUCAUCAGAUUUGUGUUUGGCUUUUUGAUACCUCUCAUAUGCAUCACAUCAUGCUAUGGAAUCAUCGCACGCAAGUUAGGCAGCAGUCAUUUUCACUCUGGCAGAGCGUUUCGCAUCAUGUUGGCUGUUAUUGUGGCAUUUUUUCUGUGCUGGUUGCCGUAUCACAUGGUGGACUUAAUAAUAUGGUACGGAGAUGAAUCAAGGUUUUUUUCGGCAGUGGAUCCAUUGGCCAUCUCUUUGGCGUAUAUCAACAGCUGCCUGAACCCCAUUCUGUAUGUUUUCAUGGGGCAGGAUUUUAAGAACAAAGUUAAACUUUCUCUAAGACGUGUUUUUGAAAGGGCUUUCUCUGAAGAAGGAACACAAAUGUCACGAUCCACCCAGUCACAGCAAAUGCACUCAGUGUAGUGAAGAUAUGAACUCAGAGUUUUAUCUGUUUAGGUCAUUUCUCUAUACCAAAUCUGUGCAAUUUCAAACAAGACUCUUUUCACUUGCUUUGUUAUUUUGCAUCUAAUGCAAUGACAUACAGACAUUUUUGAGUGCGACUAAACAUGUCCAAAUACUUUUUGGUGUCUUUUUUUGAUUUUUGUAUUUUCAGAAUCAUUUUCUUGACAAAAAUACUCUUGUAAAGUAUCUUGACAAAAAUAUUUUGCCUUUGUUAUUUCUCUUAAAAAAAAUUAAACAAUAUGCAAAUGAGCACAAAUAACUUUUUCUAGCUCUUUUCAGAAGAAGUGUCCACUCUGUUUUUUUUUUCUUUUGUCAGGAAAUUAUGAAACUCUUAUUCAGUGCAUCUAAAACAUCUGCAAUGAAACAGAUAUGAUAGAGAAGGAAUAUUGUUUUGUUACAGUGAGAUUUUGCCAUUCUUAGCAAUGCUCAGUUUUUGUUGCAUUGUUUUAUCUUUAUUUAUAUGAAUUAACAGGGUUUUUGUUGAGCAGGUUCACGAUUGCAUGCUGAAAGUUCAAAAGUAGCUUGCGAUCUGCAAUACUGAAGUUAUUAUUAGACUGAUGCAGGGUUUUAAGGAAGUUGAUGGCAUGUCUGCUGAUCAGAUGUUAACUUCAUGUUAACUGAUACAGCUGCACACUUGUCAUGAUUAAAAAUGUACAUGAAUAUUCUGUGAUAUGCUAUACAUUGAUGUAACAUCAGUCAAGAUACUUUUUAAUCACAUUGUCUUCAAUCAUUUUAGUUUUGCUAAUGUUUAGCCACAUAUCACAUAAUUGCAUUAUAAUCUCUAAAAUAUAUUAAGUAUACAGUCUGUUUUAAGAUCAGUUACUGUUUUAUGAUCAUUAAACAUUCAAAUUGAUUUUUAAUUUGGACAAAAACAUUAUACAGUGUUAUAUUUGGGCUGAAUACUUUUGACUGUUAAUGGUGUCAUUCUUUGGCCAAAUAUUAAUAAGACUAAACUGUAGGCUAUCAUUGUCUGUCAAAUGUUUUCAUGUCUAGUUUCAUGUAGGCUAUCAAUCGACACUCUCUUUCUUCCCACAUAGCCUAAUAAAACCAUUUAAACCCAAA